Episyrphus balteatus (marmalade hoverfly) is the source of this 1172-nucleotide messenger RNA. RefSeq names its product serine/threonine-protein kinase WNK2-like. NCBI's taxonomy places the organism in Eukaryota, Metazoa, Arthropoda, Insecta, Diptera, Syrphidae. The transcript is spliced from 2 exons. Bases 527 to 841 code for a protein of 104 amino acids. The record is from RefSeq and is a predicted model, not a curated record.
GUAGCUUAGUAAUCAAAAUUUGCUUGGAUGUUUAAAAUUUAUUUAAAUGAAAUGAAAAUAGAACAAGUUUUUUGUUGGCGUAGCGUCAGAUUUUUUUAAAAAUUUUAACUUAACCUAAAUGUUAUAAUAUCUGAUAUGUACCAUACAUUUUAGAUCCUUAGAUUGAAGAACAGGUUUAUUGAAGGAGCUUUGGUCGAGUACCAGCCUUCGUAUCAACCAGUCACUUUGUCAACAACAAAAACAUGACUUGUUGGUUAAAAGGGGACAAUUUUAUUGUUAUUAUCAUUUGUUAAACUAAAUAACUGGUUUUGAAGUAAACAUCUUGCAUUUCACAAAAUCAAUGCAAUUAACUUCUAAAAUUUGUUUAUUUAUUGUGGAAGUUGUAAUACUUUUUGAGAUAUUAGAACAUGUUUGUGAAAUUUAGAAACGUGAGUAUAAAAGAUCAAAGCAAUUUAGAAUAUAGCAUCACAAUCGAAACAAUUUAUCAUAUAGAAGUUACCCCCCAACAAAAUAAACAAUAAUCAAUAUGAAACUCAUCUUUUGCAUUGUGUUACUGAUUGCUGUUGUAGUUGUUAAGGGUGGUGGACCGGUCAUACAGCCAGCAAAACCACAUGCUCCACUGAUAUUGUCACAGCCUAAAGCAAUCCUUUUACCAUUCAAUCCAAAACCAACUUUUCCUACGUACAACCAACUACCGAUAAGAUCUUCAAGGCCCACAAAGCCAUUGGUAACAUUGCAACCACGAAAGGUUGUUCCAGUUGCCCCACGCAAGAAUGUUAUAAUCCAACCAAUCCAGCCACCAGCCCCUCAAUUGGGAGCAUAUUCUCCAUGGUCAGGAUAAACGAAAACAAAAUUCUAAAAUUUGUUAGGUAACGCAUUAAAAAUGAUGUUGUUGAGAUCAAAAUCCUAAUUCAUUUCAAAGAAUGUUAUAAUAAUUGCAUUUCAAGAAAGAGUUCUAGAUGUAUUUACAACUACAGUUGAUGUUAUAAAUUUUGUCUUUAUUUUGUUUGUACAUUUUAAGCGAUAAUACAUAAACUUAACACUUUAUUUGAAAUAAUAUUAAAAACUAAUUUAAUACUGCAUUCACGGUCCUCGUGAUGUUAACGGCACGUUUUUAAACUUAAGUAAUAAAUUUAAUUUAAACCAGAUGGUAGAUUAUAUCAUUUAGUUUA